GCAACAUUGGCGCCAAGACACGUAUUUACCUCAUUGGCCAGGGUUCACAAACCAUUAAAAGUGUUUCAAAAGCGGCUUAUACCCAUUUAAUUUCAGUUUCUAGAAGAAUGUUUAGCAAUCGCGUUUAUUAAAAAAAAAAAAAAAAAAAAAAUCUAUGUACGUUAGUAUUAUUACAUAAAACAAGCGUCAAUUGCUUGUGCACAUCAUUUAGGAUGUGUGUAAAACUACAUCAUGUCUAACGUUGGCUUUUCUCGGAUAUCUGAAAGCUAAUCAGCUUGCACUGUUAGUCAGUUCAUUUAGUUUAAGAGUCUGCUUUGUCCAGACAUUUGAUUGGAGGUCGUGUGGUCGCUCGCUUCAUCGUUUUCUCCCGGUCAGUCCCGUGACCUUCACAGGCAGAAACUGCAACACGCCCCCUGCUGGCUGAGUUCAACCCACAGGAAGACGGAAGCAGACACCGAACGCUUGCAAACUCAUCGCUUGAAUCACCGAGGAGGCUAGAAGGGCAUGAGCCAAGAGUUUAGGACUAUGACUUCUGUGGCUAGUUCAUAAACCGUCAGUGUAUUACCUCUUUACGUACUGUAAAGAUCACAUUAACGUUUGACGCCUCAUAUAUUAUAUUCAUCCAUAAAGACGGGAACAGAAUGGCAUCGAUUUUGCUCACCAGGUCUCGGACACCUUUGCUGAUAACAUCUCGGUCAUUAAAGCACGAAUUCAGAAAAGGAAAGUUAUCAGAAAGCGCAUGCUUUAACUGCACUGCACUGCGGUUAGCCACAAACAGCAGUCCUGGUGUUCUUGCAGGCACCAUCUGGCCUCUUGCAUCAUCUGCCCUGUACCUUGACAGUUCAUCAGCGCCUCAGCGCCGCUUGUCCUCUUCACCUCGCAUGUACUGUGCCAUCUUAGUACGUGACCCUGUUCACACCCACUCCACAUACCUCAGGACGCUAGCCUGGCCACAGAACACCCCGGUCAGGUGGGUACAUACUACAGGCCCCCUCCAUGAUGAUUCAAAGGUAGAGCGUUCUUUACGUUCACUGAAGGAUCGGAAUAAAAAGCUUGAGGAGGGUGGACCGGUGUACAGCCCAACGGUAGAUGCAGAACCUGUGCGACGGACAAUAAGCCAACGUGUGAUUGACGAGGUGAAGCACUACUAUCACGGGUUCCGUCUAUUGUGGAUUGAUACGGCUAUCGCCGUUCGGAUGCUCUGGAGGGUGCUGAAUGGGCACAUUCUGUCACGCAGAGAGAGGAGACAGUUCCUGAGGACGUGUGCAGAUGUCUUCCGGCUUCUGCCCUUUCUGGUCUUUAUCAUCGUUCCAUUUAUGGAGUUUCUGCUUCCUGUUGCACUGAAACUAUUCCCUAAUAUGUUGCCGUCCACCUUUGAGACACAGUCCAAAAAGGACGAAAGACUAAAGAAGGAGCUGAGAGUGAAGUUAGAGAUGGCCAAGUUCUUGCAGGACACAAUCGAGGAGAUCGCACUAAGAAACAAAGCAGCCAAAGGCAACGUGACCGAGGAGUUCUCCACUUUCUUUCAGACGAUCCGAGACUCUGGAGAGAGACCCAGUAAUGAGCAGAUCAUACGUUUCUCUAAGCUGUUUGAGGAUGAACUGACCUUGGAUAAUCUGACACGACCGCAACUGGUGGCUCUGUGCAAGCUGCUGGAGCUGCAGUCCAUCGGCACCAACAAUUUCUUGCGCUUUCAGCUCAUCAUGAAACUCCGAGCCAUCCGUGCAGAUGACAAGCUGAUAGCAGAGGAAGGAGUGAACAGUCUGAAUGUGACCGAGCUGCAGGCAGCAUGUCGUGUGAGAGGGAUGAGAGCCCUGGGUGUGACCGAGGAGAGACUGAAAGAACAGCUUCAACAGUGGUUGGAGCUGCACCUCAAUCAGCACAUCCCCACAUCUCUGCUGCUGCUGUCCCGAGCUAUGUUCUUGCCAGACACGCUGUCCCCUACAGACCAGCUUAAAACCACACUACAGAACCUGCCAGAGAUUGUGACUAAAGAGGCACAGAUGAAGGUGGCAGAACUGGACUUCUCUAAAGUGGAUAACAAAACCAAGCUGGAGGCCACGCUACAGGAAGAGGCAGCUAUCCGACAGGAAAACAGAGAGCGGGAGCAGGAGAGACUGGCUGAUGCUGCAGAGAAAGAAAAGGAACAGGCUGCACGGGAGGCUGAGGUGGUGGAGAUGGAAGCAGAGCGACGUGUGGAUGCAGAACAUGCUCUCUCCAGUGUAGACGUGGCCAUCCAUUCAGAAACACUACAGGAUACUGCACCAGUGCUGGAGGGAAGUAAGGGAGAGGAGAUCACUAAGGAAGAGAUUGACAUGCUGAGUGACGCCUGCACCAAACUGAAGGAGCAGAAGAAUCUCCUCACCAAAGAGAAAGAGGAGCUUGAGGACCUGAAGGAUGAUGUGCAGGAGUACAGUGAGGACCUGGAGGAGAUCAAGCGUGAGCUGUCCAAAACAGGACAGGAGAAAGUGGUCAAGGAGUCUAAAGCAAGUCAGCGUCUGUCGAAGCGGGUCAACCGCAUGAUUGGUAGGAUGCAUAAGAUCAUCAAUGAGCUGGAGAAGGACAAGGUGGUGCUAGACGGAGAGGUGGACAGCGGGACCACACCACCAAUUGGAUUGUUCUUUGAGAAACAUAGUGACUUGCCAAGUCUGUGCCUGUCCUACAGGGAGAAUCUGAUCAGCAUCAACGAGCUCAUCGGAGUCAUGAAGCAGAUCCAGAACAUCCCUGAACACAAGCUGCUCAGCAUCGCAGACGCACUCGACGAAAACAAAGAUGGCAAGAUAGACAUUGAUGACGUCUUAAAGGUGGUAGAGCUGAUCGAUAAGGAGGACAUCGAUAUCUCCACCAACCAGGUGACAGAGAUCAUGGUGAUGCUGCAGAAAGAGGAGAAGCUGGUGGAGAAGGAGAAAGCCAAGGAGAAGGUCGAGAAGGAGCAGGCAGCUAAAAUUCAAAACUAGACCUUCCUUGUAGGGAAUGGAAAAGAUCCUGAAGCUUUUAAAGCUUUUCAGGUUUAUUAAUAUGUGUUAAGAAGCUUCAGAGUGAGACUGAAAACAGUGCUGAUGUCCCAUAUGGAUUUAUGUGUGUGUGAGAUAUAUAUAUAUAUAUAUAUAUAUAUAUAACAAACUAUGCUUUGUUCAAAUAAGACUGUAGUAUAAUGAAUGAAUGAAGAUGUUUACUUAUUAAUAACAUUACAAAAAUAAUGCACUAUGGAGCCCCACACAUGACAUACAGAAAAAAAAAUAGAAAUUAAAAAUUUGUUCCCUUGUUUUAGGUAAAUAAUGCCCACAGUUUAACUAAAUUAAAAGGAGGGGACGAGUAGUACAACAUGGCCAAAAUUUAACUAAGGGAACAAAGAAGUUGUGUAAAUGAAUUCUUAAUUCAUGGCCAUCAUAUCUUUUAUUUGUCCAGUUCGAGGCUCCAUAAAUUCAGAGAUACAUUUUGAAAGAAUAUUUGUUCAUGUAUUCUCAAAAAGACCCUCUUAAAGGUGUCAUUUCUGGCACAAAGCGAACUGUUUGUUUGAGCGGCCUUGUUGAGCUGGACAUAAUAACAUCAGUGCAACCAAUAGCACGAGUUUGGGGUGGAAGUAUCCUUGUGUCACAGAAAUUGCACACUUCAUCUGUAAGAUGCAAAAAUUUAUUAAUGGAAAACGAAUACUUUAUUAUUAAGUGAUGUCAUUUCCUGUGAUCUGAGGACAUCUCCUGUCUUUGCACAUCACAUCACCUGUCACCAUCAUUCCACUGCUCAUCCAGUUUUAUUCUGUUGUAUUUUUAUUUAUUUUAAUUUUUUUUUAGUUCACAAUCUUCAUGAGAUUCUUGAAUGUGGCUCAGAUGAUGUUGAUAUCACACUCAUGUUUAUUCAAUAACCAAAGAAGCUGAUGUUAUGCUUGUAUAUACACAUCCAAGCCACCAAGCACUGCGGCUUUUGUCACACAGCAAAUGUAGUAGUAUUGGGACGUAGUAUUGGGACGAAUCCCUUCAGCACUUGAGCUUUAUUCAGGGCGGUGGUGGCUGAGACGCAUUCAGUUUUUGAUGUGUUUUUUAUUUAGCUUUUAUCUUGGAUUGAUUUCAGCAUCACAUUUACAUUGUGGCCUUAGUAAUCAAAUUCUCUUGUCCAAUGUAAGCUCAAGGGAUGAAAUUGAGAUAAUAUAGCUAUAUUAAUAUUAUCAGUUCAUCAAUGCUAGUAUUUGCGUUGUACACUAGCAGUACAUUUCUGUGCAGUGGGCAUUUCUGUUAGCUAGCUUGGGUUAAAAAUAGAUAAAAUGUGUUUGUGAAUGUUUGUAUGUGUGAAAGAGUUCUGCUGGCUACCUGAAAGGGAAUAGAUGGAGGUCAGUGCAGACAGAAUCAGGGUACGGCUCAGCCAUACAGACAUUAUGUGACCAGGAUGAGCCCUCACUCCUUACAUGGAGAGAGCAGCAGCAGUUGUUCUCAGACUCAGAUGCUCACUGGUAGCGUGAGUCUGGUAGCAUAGUUUCACAGGGCACAUAAGGCAGGGAAAGCAUCAUCUGAACCCUAAACAUGUCAUAGCGAGGGACCAGCAUGUUUAAUCUCAAAACACUGUUUCUUUGCUGUGUCUCAGACAGAGUCUGGGAGCCUACUUCACAUCGUGUCCCUUAAAAAGAUAGUUCACCCAAAAAUGAAAAUUCUGGAAUUAUUUGUUUACCCACCCUCCAGGUUGUUCCUAACCUGUAUGAUUUUUAUUUAUUUAUUUUAUUACAUACAACACAAAAUGAGAUGUUUAGCAGAAUGUUCACACUACAUUUUUCCAUACAACAGAAAAAAAAUAAAAAAUGUUUAUAAGCAUGUGAGUGUAAGUUAAUUAUGACAGAAUUUUCAUUUUGGGGUGGACUGUCCGUAACUUAGCUAGGGGACCCUUAAAUUGCAGUAAAAACAUUUAGGCCUUAUAUAUUUUAAUGAAUAAGUAUUGCUAUACAGUAUGAUAGAAAAAGUUAAUCUCUGUGUGUUUAUAUUGCACUAUAAUUAUUAAGAGCUUCAUUUUUUUUUCCCCAUUUUUGGCUUGUCGAUCUAGACUCAGGAAGUUGCAUGUAAUGUCUGUGUUUGCACACCGAAAAAUAUUUUGAGGAAAUGCAAACUUUAAUUUUUUUUUAAAGUUUUUCAUGAAACGAAGUGUGAAUAUUGUAGAAAGGUGUAAAGUUACCUUGCUUAUUGUGUUUUAUUUUGCGAAUAUUUUUAUUAUUUUAUUUUAUUUUUAAAUUGAGUUCUCAGAUUAAUUUCUAAAAGAUGUGCAUGUGCACAUAUAAGUGACCACAGAUGGAAGGGAGUAAAGACAUGAUGUAAUUGCCCUUGGAAACUAAUUUACAAAUUUAAAUGAAUGUGAUUUAUUGUUUUCCCGUUUUAAGGUCUGUGUCUUUUGUGGUAUUUUCUUGACUAACCUAUAUUUUAGAAGGUUCAAAACCUAAAUACUGUUAUGCUAGUUAACUUGUAGACUGAAUAAUGGGUGAAAAUGAGAGUGAUAUGUGCAAAAAAUGUUAUUGAAAACCAAUAUGACUUAAAAUAGGAAUUUUAUUUUAUUGUUCAUACUACCUAACAUAAAAGUGGUUCCAAAGUCAAAUAAAAUGAACUGAUCUUUAAGUUGUAUACAAUUUUUUUUUCUUUAUUUUUUUGACUCAAAUCCAUGUGCAUCUUCAUGUUUCAUAUAUAUUUUUGUCUUACUUUUUUAGCAUUUAAUUACUUUAAUACCUUUUCACCCCCAUUGCAUUAUUCACCUGUCACUGACAGCAUGAUAUCAGAUCCAACCUGUCUUCUCUGUAGUAGUGAUCAAAUUUCAAGUGUAACUUCAAAUUGAUAUGGUUAUAUAAUAUUAAUUCAAGUGUAAGUGUGGUCUGCUUACACUAGUACACAGAGAUCACAGAUUUACAGUUAAAUUUUUCUUUUUUAAUUACAAUAAACUGUCAGAAAUCCAGCUUGAACAGCUUCUGCUAAAGUGAAAAUAAGACUGAGACAAUAGUGAGAGGAGAGUCUUCUGAGGUUUUAAAGCACACUUAAACUGAACUAGACUAGUGAGAUUAAAUGGCACAGAAGUCCAGUUAGACUGCACUGUGCUGUGCUUCUGUAUUUUUAGGAGAUAUUUUUAAGAAAGAAAAGAUAUGUUUGAAGAUAAAAUUUCAAAUUUGAGUUCUACUGCUAUGCGUGCACAGUUCCCUGUCUUUCUGAUUAAGAAAUUGAGAGUGCCUUGUUGCAUUUGAGGCCGCAGAAAGAUAUUUGGAGCACUUUAUUAUUAUUAUUAUUAUUACCAUUUUGAAAAAGGCUUGUUUUUGACCUUAUCUUAUAAUGCAACAGAACGUUUCACCUGGUUUGUUUCAUAACUUGACUGUUAUGGAUUUUGUCUAACAUUUAAAUGUAAUAUUUAUAGAUUCAAGUCUUGGAGUGUGAUAAAACAUUAAGGUUGUUCAUAAUAAUUUAGUAUGAGUAAAAAAAUUGCUAAAUUUGCCAGACCACUUGGUGGCGCUAUAGUCUUACAAUAAGUAACCACAGCCAUCAACAUCAACAUGUCCCUGUUUGUAACACUGCAAUGCAAGACGUUAUCAAUUAAAUCAAACCCAGUUUGGUGCAUCAGUUGAAUACUAAUGUUAUUCAUGUUCUCACACCAGUUCAGAAUACCAUGUGCAUUCAUAUGAAUAGAUCA
Molecule: messenger RNA, 6642 nt
Organism: Cyprinus carpio (common carp)
Lineage: Eukaryota; Metazoa; Chordata; Actinopteri; Cypriniformes; Cyprinidae
Product: mitochondrial proton/calcium exchanger protein
Biological process (GO): intracellular monoatomic cation homeostasis
Cellular component (GO): mitochondrial inner membrane
Molecular function (GO): calcium ion binding; ribosome binding
Source: RefSeq, a predicted model, not a curated record